GGAAAGAAAGCGAAGUGGGCAAGGCAAUAGUAAAGCGCGCUCCUUUUUAUGUUCCAGGAAAGGGCCUGAGCCUCCUGAGAUCAAAGAGGUAAAGCCUCAGCGUUGGGUGAAAGAUGCUUGGAUCCUGUAUGCCUCCCCCUGGCAACUGCCGCAGCCCAGCUGGUGUCAAAUGCAUGGCUCGGCUUUCCUUUGCAGCGCAUCAGAGAGGCUGAGAGGGGGGGGGGUCGUGUCCCCUGGGCACCCCAGGACCUCCAGAAACACGGCCCAGGCUUGCGCCCCCCCCCCCGGAAGGCCACUUGGGUGCUGCAAACGCAGCAGAAACAACCUGAGAGGCGGCAGGGAGGGGACACCCCAAAUGGCAAGGAAGGGGGCAACCCCGCCACAGUUUUGCGCUCUGCAGCAAGGGGAGGUAGGUCAUGGGGGGCUGAUGCGUCCAAAUCCAAAGUGGGCCCCAAAUAUCGGCAUUCUUUCCAUUGCAAGAGCCUCUUGAAUGCUUCACCCUCCCUUGCCAACCGCAAGAUUAGCUCAGUCCUCACUGAGAGGGCGCUGAGGAGACCUGCAGGCUGAGAGGGAUGCAAAGCUCAGCUCAGGGACUGGGUGGGUGGGUGGGUGGGUGGGUGUUCUCGUGGACUGUCCGCAGUGAGCGAAGGUGGCAACAAGCAAGCGGGGUGGACUAGAUGACUCUCGUGAUCCCUUCCAACUCUAUGAUUCUGUGGAUAACCUUCCCCCCCCCCCCCUGCAAAGCUCUGCAGGUUGUUUGGGUACCAAUUUUUUUUAAAAAAGGAUUUCCUUCAUUUAGUUUUAAAGUGUGUUUCUUUUUCAAUUUCCAUCUUGAUGUCAUUUGCACUAGGUAAAAACCAGAGGCAACUUAACCAGAGCACUUAGUGCUUCAUUCGAUUCAGUCAGUUUAUUACAGUCAUAGACCAGCAUUUAACCGUGCAAGCUCUAUAGUAAUAGUAAUACAGUGGUACCUCGGGUUAAGUACUUAAUUCGUUCCGGAGGUCUGUUAUUAACCUGAAACCGUUCUUAACCUGAAGCACCACUUUAGCUAAUGGGGCCUCCUGCUGCCACUGCGCCGCCGCCACCCAAUUUCUGUUCUUAUCCUGAAGCAAAGUUCUUAACCUGAGGUAAUAUUUCUGGGUUAGUGGAGUCUGUAACCUGAAGCGUAUGUAACCUGAAGCGUAUGUAACCCGAGGUACCACUGUAAUAAUAAAAAUAAUAAAUUAAGCUGUAAGGGAUCAACUGGGUACAUUUCCUUUGUUUUGAUUUUUUUGUUAUUAUUUUUAAAUAUAAAAAUUAUUAUUAAUUAUUAUUAUUAUUAUUAUUAUUAUUAUUAUAUUUACUAUUUGCCAAACAUUCAUCGUGAAAAGUAAGUACUGUGAUGGUUCUGCUGUGCUUCGCAGUGCACAGCUGCUGCAGAUGUUGUGGCUUUUUGAGCUUUGGCUUGUGCAAAGUGACUGAGAGGUUUUGAGCUUUGUCAUUCUGCAUGGGUUGUGAGCCUCACCACAAUAGAUCACAAGUAUUUUUUAUUUUUGCUUCUUCAGUCAUACUUAAGCCAGUUGUAAAAUGUAUCCUUGUGAGGGGCACCAUGGAUACGCCCAAUGGGUCCUAGGAACGGUAGUGUUCCCCUUCCCACCGAAUUUAACAAACUACUACCCCCAAGAUACCUUGGGGAAAGCCAUGUGCUUUGAAUGUGUUUUAAAUGUAUGGUGUGGAGGUGACAUGUUGCUUUGUUGUGAGUGUGUGUCUGAAAGGAUUUGCCUCUUUCAUUUUUUGGCACUGCAAGAUGUUAAGGUGAACCAGCUGAGAAGGGUGUAUGUUCUUCAAGGUCUCUCUCAUGAAGUCUUGACUCCUGCACAAUUGAAAUAAUAAUAUUUGCAGGGAGGCUUAUUGUUAUUGCUUGUUACUGUGGUAUGCAUUUCUGUGCUUUUAUGUCAUAAACCUCCCUUUGAUCAAGGGUAGUAUAGAAAUGAAAGAAAUAUUAAUAAUCAAAUAAAAACUAGACACAAAUCUCUUCAGUUAUAGCACCCUUUCAUUCUUUUCUGGGAACCAUAGUAAUAUUUUUUUAUGUCCAUGGGCGUUUAUUUCAUAAUAGAGAAUUUUCUUUAUUUUUUCAGGGGCUAGAAUCCUUUGAGGAGGCAGCUGUGUAUUUCACCAAAGUGGAGUGAGAUCUCCUUGAUCCAGGCUAAAGAGCUCUUCAAGAAAGCCAUGCCAGAGAAUUGUGGGAAUAUGGCCACUCUGGGUAAGGAUUCCUUUUCCUUGGUUGAUACAUGUUUAUGUUGGGAAAGAUGGAGGGCACAAGAAGAAGGGGAUGACAGAGGACGAGAUGGUUGGACAGUGUUCUUGAAGCUACCAACAUGAGUUUGACCAAACUGCGGGAGGCAGUGGAAGACAGGAGUGCCUGACGUGCUCUGGUCCAUGGGGUCACAAAGAGUCGGACACGAUUAAAUGACUAAACAACAACAACAACAACAUUAUAUUUCUGUCCCACCUUUCCUCCAGGUGUACAUAGCUCUCCUCCUCCCCAUUUUAUCUUCACAGCAACCCUGUGAUAUAGGUUAUGCUUAGAGGCAGCUACUGGCCCAAGAUCACCCACUGUUGGUCCUUUUUGUGAUAUUUCUCAGGGCCCUGUAGGGAUGCCAGUGUGGAAAUGGGAGGCUGGGCUAUGUGCUCUGGACAUGCCUUCCCUGCUACACUGUGUUAGACCUGGCCUUGGCUGUUGCCACACACACACACACACACACUUACACUUCGAUUGAGGGAGAAGUGAUGCUUGCAGUGUUAGUCAUGGAUGUGAGUGUAAUGCUAUAUCCUCCUGCCACAGCGUUUUUCUUCCAAACAGUAGAUGAGGUGGUAAACCUCAGGUUCUUAGUAGGAACUAAGUGGGAUUUAGAAGACAGGAGUGCCUGGCGUGCUCUGGUCCAUGGGGUCACGAAGAGUCGGACACAACUAAACGACUAAACAACAACAGCAAGUGGAAUUUAAUCCUCCCUUUCACACACCCAUUGCAAAAAGAAAAGAAAAAUAUCAAUGCAUGUAGAAAGCUAGCUGUAAGGGAGCAAGCCUUACCAAGCUGUGUCCCUGACAUGCUGGCUUUGUGUGUGUGAACAGAUGCGUUGCUUUCUUUUAUUUUCGUUUUUGUGUGCCUUCCAUAAUGCGAGCACUUGCCCUGCAGCCUGAAAUCACACACCGGAAUCACACACUGCCCAGGCCUCUUACGGGAGCGAAUUCCAUAGUGGAAUUACGUGUCAUGUGAAGAAGAGCUUUCUCUUGCCAUCCUGAGUCUUCCCACAUUCAGCUUCCUGGGCUGACCCAGAGUUAUAGUAUUAUGCUAAGGGGAGAAGAUCUCUCUUAAUCUCUCUCUCCAUCAUGCAUUAUGCUAUUUGCAUCAUAUACAGUGGUACCUCGCAAGACGAAUGCCUCGCAAGACGAAAAACGCACAAGACGAAAGAGUUUUCCGUUUUUUGAGUCGUUCCGCAAGACGAAUUUCCCUAUGGGCUUGCUUCGCAAGACGAAACGUCUUGCAAGUUCUUGCGAGUUUGUUUCCUUUUUCUUAAAGCCGCUAAGCCGCUAAUAGCCGCUAAGCUGUUAAUAGCCGCUAAGCCGCUAAUAGCCGCUAAGCCGCUAAGCCGUUAAUAGCUGCUAAGCCGCUAAUAGCCGCUAAGCUGUUAAUAGCCGCUAAGCCCUAAUAGCCGCUAAGCCACUAAUAGCCGUGCUUCGCAAGACGAAAAAACCACAAGACGAAGAGACUCGCGGAACGGAUUAAUUUCGUCUUGCGAGGCACCACUGUACCUGCUUUAUUUGCCAUUUUUCUUGCCUAUAAAGCUUGGUUCAUUGUCACAUCUCCUCUCAGGAGAGUUGCACCACCCUCUCAGUCGCUUUCAAGGUCCUUUAUAAAUAUACAGAGUGCAUAUGUUGCUGGGGUUCUGAUACACACAAACACCCUUAUUAUAUUAAGUUGCAGAAAUUGAGAUCACAGUUGUAUCACAGAAGAAGAAGAAGAAAAAAACCCACCCACCAUUUUUACACCUACUGAACUCAAGUAGAAAAUGGACCAAAAGGAACUCAGGUUAUUUUCUGAGACAGUAGCAUAUUCAUACAGGUUUCAGGAAGGGGAGAUUUUUGAGUUUUUAAAAAUUGUCCUUGUUGAAAUCUUUGGUUACUGUAUUAAUCUCUUUAUGGGAUUUCCACCCCCAAGCAGAUGAUGAGCAAGACAACGUGAAUUAUAGGACCCCACCUGUGGUGUCACUAGAAACAACCCAAGCUGAAGCCAGAACAGAGAUAUUUGGAAAUCAAAUGGAACAAAAGAGGCUCAAAGGAAACCAUUCAAAGAAUGUGAACAUGCCCAGCGCUUCUCAGGAUGCUGGCAUCCACAAGCUUCUGGCUGCACAAGAUCAGAAAGGAAAGAGAAGCGAAAAUAUUCUAGUAGAGGAGGAAAUAUUAAAAAAUGAACCAAUAUUAAAUGGACACUGCAGAAAACAAACAGGAGAGAAACCGUAUAGAUGUAUGGAAUGCGGGAAAAGCUUCAGCGUGAGCAGUAGUCUUGCUACACAUCAAAGAACCCACACAGGCGAGAAACCAUAUACAUGCCUGGAGUGUGGGAAAAGUUUCAUUGACAGUGGGAGUCUUUGUGCACAUGCAAGAACCCACACAGGAGAGAAACCAUAUAAAUGCUUGGAAUGUGGUAAAUGCUUCAGUGUAAGUGGAAGUCUGGCUUCACAUCAAAGGACCCAUACAGGGGAGAAACCAUAUACAUGCCUGGAAUGUGGAAAAAGCUUCAGUGUGAGUGGGAGCCUUGCUUCACAUCAAAGAAUUCACACUGGGGAGAAGCCAUAUAAAUGCAUGGAGUGUGGAAAGAGCUUCACUGUAAGCAGUAGCCUUACUUUACAUUUAAGGACCCACACAGGGGAGAAACCAUAUGUAUGCAUGGAGUGUGGGAAAAGCUUUAACAAAAGUGGAAACCUUAAUACACACCGACAAACUCACAUGGGCGAAAAGCCAUAUAAAUGUUUGGAAUGUGGAAAGACCUUCAGUCAACAUCAACACCUCACUUCACACGUAAGAACCCACACAGGGGAAAAACCAUAUAAAUGUAUGGAGUGUGGAAUGAGCUUCAGUGAUGGUGGAAGUCUUACUGCUCACAAAAGAACCCACACAGGAGAAAAACCAUAUAAAUGCCUGGUAUGUGAAAAGACUUUCAGUCAGUGCGGAAACCUUACUGCACAUCAGAGAAUCCACACAGGAGAGAAACCGUAUCAAUGUAUGGAAUGUGGGAAAAGUUUCAGUGUGAGUGGAAGCCUUUCUGCACAUCAAAGAACCCACACAGGAGAGCAACCAUAUAAAUGUGUGGAGUGUGGAAGGAGCUUCAGCGUGAGCAGUAGUCUAACUUUACAUCAAAGAACUCACACAGGUGAGAAACCCUAUCAAUGUAAGGAGUGUGGGAAGAGGUUUAGCAAAAGCAGAAACCUUAAAAUACAUCAGAAAACCCACACAAUGAAGAAACCUGCCUGAGGUCUGUUCCUUAGACUUUCAGACUAAACAAGCUAGGCCUUAGCAAUUGUGCGGGCAUAGCUAGUACAGAAGCAGGAUUCACAACACAUAGCCCUUCACGGCCUAGGACCCUUGUACCUACAGGACUGCCUCUCCUGCUAUGCCCCAUGGAGGACCUUAAGGUUCAUAAAUAGCAACACACUAGAGGUCCCGGGCCCUAAGGAAGUCAGAUUAGCCUCAACCAGAGCCAGGGCCUUUUCAACACUGGCUCCAGCCUGGUGGAACGCUUUGUCUCAUGAGACCAGGGCCCUGCGGGAUCUGAUUUCUUUCCGCAGGGCCUGUAAGACAGAGUUGUUCCACCCGGCCUUUGGCUUGGAGCCAAUUUGAUUCCCUCCCCCUCUUUCUUUUUUCCUUUCUCCUCCUGCGAUGGAACUCCUAUUUGGGGACUUCCCUGGCUUUUUUCUGGCCCAUGUAGGACCAGUCUGGAAAGUUAGCCUUGGUGAAGACUUGACGUUUUCAUCCCCCAAAAAGUUUUUGAUUUGAGUUUCUAUUGAAAUGAGGCUGUAUUUUAAUGCUUUAAUGUUGUAUUUUAAUUUUGUUUUUAAGUUGUAUUUCAAUCAAUUUGUUUUUAUAUCGGGUGUUAGCUGCCCUGAGCCCGGUCUUGGCUGGGUGUGUAUGUGGGGUAUAAAUAAAAUUUAUUAUUAUUAUUAUACAUACUGAUGCACAGGGAGAGGGGGCACCAAAGGCGACCAAGGCCCCAAAAUAACUAGGACUGCCCAAAGAAGACCUGUGAUGAGCUGUUAUCUCAACAAAGGCCCAGGAGAGACAGGUAUUUCUGCUCCUUAUGAGCCCUCCUUGUUACUUGCUAGGUGGCUGGGAGGGGGAGUAUCAAUCGUUGCUGAGGGCCACCAAAAAGGCCUGGAGGGCCACAUGCUCUAGGUGAUUCAGCUAGGUAGACAUGCAACUAGAUUAUUCCCACUGGGUUUUCUGCCUUCUUAGCUCCGUGAAGAAAGGUUAGAAUCUACAAGAGAAAACCUGGUGAAACAAGUCAAGUCCUUUGUUAAAGUAAUUGCCCUCACUGGUGUCAUCAGCAUCUUGAAGAGUUAGGUAGGAAGAUAUGUGUUGGCGUAGUGACAACAGAAGAUGCUUCCAGGAAGGGAUAAGCACCUCACCACCCACUCCUCACCUGAUUGCAUGCUGAGUCAUCCUAGGGGGAGUUUGUUUUUGGUGUGUGAUGCUGGAAGCUGGAGACUGACCCUGGAAACCUAAUGGGAAGGCAAGAUCUGAGUGUUUGGGCUGUGAGCCCCUGCAUCCUUUAUUAAGGCUGUAUAUAUGUGCAAAUAAAACCAUAUAUCC
Molecule: messenger RNA, 6846 nt
Organism: Podarcis lilfordi (Lilford's wall lizard)
Lineage: Eukaryota; Metazoa; Chordata; Lepidosauria; Squamata; Lacertidae
Source: the annotation of a GenBank genome assembly